GUCUUUGAGUUAUAUUUCUAUAGAGCAGACAACUAUUUCUCACAAGUUUAGCUUAAAUUCCCGGGCUGAAAACCCAGAUUGAAUAUUGUAUUAUUAGUGUACCACCAUAAUGGACAGGCAGACGGGUAAAGAGAUUAAAGCAAAUCCCCAGUCGCGGAAACUAAAGUUCUCCGGGAUUUGUCAGCUUAAUGAUGAGGAACUUUCGCAUCUCUACAAGAUCGAUAAGCUGACGGACGAGGAGCUGGCCUCCGUGGACCUGGAGAGAAGCUCCCUAAUCGAUGACUAUCGUCAUUUGCACGAGCUUUCGCAGAUUUGGCAAAAGGAGAACAAAGCCGCACCGCCUUCCAGCCUCUCGGAGUGGGAGUUACACAAAGAGCUGCAGCAUAUGGAGUACAAACCUAAAAAGGUGUACAAAUUUCACUUGCUCAACAAGUUGGUUAAGGUCAUGAGUUUCGAGAAGGAGCCGGCCUCUAUCUUCAGCGAGCAGCAGUUGCAGUUUGAUGCGGACUACCAUGACGAGAAGGUAUAUCUGCUUCCGCCCAAGAAUUGUCUGCGUCGCCGCCUGGAGUCCUUCUACGAUCACCUGGACAACAUGUUCGUCUGCGGCGACCGCAACAUGGCCAUCGACUUGGUGGUGCAGGGCAUCCUCCGUUUGAACAGCGCCGCAAGUGGCAGAUCGAUGGCCUCACCCCAGAACCAAAUUCAUACCUAGGAAGUGCAAUCUCAAGUGCAGGAUUAUCGACCGAAUUUCCGUUUUUUAGUUAACUUUUUUUCUCACUCGGAAGAAAGGGCAACUUCCCACGUUAUACUAUUAUUAGAACAAAUUUGAAUUUAAAGUUUGCUUGCCCAUUAAAAAAUGUAGAAACAUACGAA
Molecule: messenger RNA, 873 nt
Organism: Drosophila santomea
Lineage: Eukaryota; Metazoa; Arthropoda; Insecta; Diptera; Drosophilidae
Exons: 1
Coding region: 110-712 (200 amino acids)
Source: RefSeq, a predicted model, not a curated record